AGACUCAUAACCUCACGUUAACGUUGGUGUCGCGUCGACCUGCUGAACUUCAACAUGUUCCACCGGUGUGUUUUCCUGUUGCUCGUCACCCUCUUUGCCGUCUCUCUGGCUGCUCCACUCCCAGAUGAACCAGAGGACAAGUCAGACUCAGGAGAACCUGAACCAUCUCCCAGUCCCACUGGUGAUGUCACUUCUGAGGAGACUGACGAAGAAAAACCUGAAGACGAUAAAGAUAUGACAUCAGAAGACAACUCUUCAGAGGAGGAACCGGCGGAGAGCAAGGAAGAAAGCAAAGAAAAUGAAGGUGACGCUGAGAUGACUGCUGAGGACACUUCUGAGGAGCCUACUGAGGACAGUCCUGAGGAGGCUACUGAUGAUUCUGAUGAGCCUACUGAGGAGCCUACUGAGGAGACAUCUGAGGACACGUCUGAGGAGGCUACUGAGGAGCUUACUGAGGACACUUCUGAGGAGCCUACUGAGGAGCCCUCUGAGGACACGUCUGAGGAGGCUACUGAGGAGAUUAAUGAGGAAACUUCUGAGGAGCCUACUGAGGAGCCCUCUGAGGACACGUCUGAGGAGGCUCCUGAGGAGAUUAAUGAGGAAACUUCUGAGGAGCCUACUGAGGACACUUCUGAGGAGCCUACUGAGGAGCCUUCUGAGGACGUGUCUGAUGAAAUUGCUGAAGAAGAUUCUCAAGAGGUUUCUGAGGAAGACGAGAAUGCUACAGAGGCUUCUGAUGAAGCAGUGGAAGAUGAUGAGUCCGACGAAGCUGAAGUCACCACCGCAGCACCAAAGGAUUCUGCCUAGACGCUCAGCCUCUGACCUGUGGAAGCUCCUCCCCCCAGCGCCUGCGGAAUACACUCGCCAUGACAACAACCAACUAAACUCCAUGUUAGCUUCAGCCUCCAGUUUCCUGUUCUUCCCGUCCUCAGCUUCCUGUCCAUCCCGUCGUCAGCUUCCUGUCCAUCCCGUCCUCAGCUUCCUGUCCAUCCCGUUCUCAGCUUCCUGUCCAUCCCGUCGUCAGCUUCCUGUCCAUCCCGUCCUCAGCUUCCUGUCCAUCCCGUCCUCUGCUUCCUGUCCAUCCGUCCUCAGCUUCCUGUUUUUCCCGUCCUCAGCUUCCUGUUUUUCCCGUCCUCAGCUUCCUGUUUUUCCCGUCCUCAGCUUCCUGUUCUUCCCGUCCUCAGCUUGUUCCUGAUUCGUUCUCGUUGUUUCCAAACUGGCUGCUUUACUUUUCAUUAAAAAAAAUUAUAAAAAUGAAUAAUGAACCCUGAACCUGUGUGUCUCUCUGCCUGUUUGUCUGCCAUCCGUCUAACGUAGAAACAUUAAAACAGCUGCUGAUCUCAGAUCUGCUGUGUGUGUCUGUGUUCAGGUGUACAUACAGUCCAUCGUUUACCUUACAAACGUUAAUUACUAUUUUUAAUAGAAGUGAUGUCAGCGAUAAUGAUUGUUUGUAAACAGAGGAACAGCUAAUAAAGUUUGAACAUGUCAGAAACUCAA
Messenger RNA from Platichthys flesus (European flounder), 1497 nucleotides. RefSeq lists its product as uncharacterized. Bases 55 to 807 code for a protein of 250 amino acids. The transcript is spliced from 8 exons. Lineage: Eukaryota; Metazoa; Chordata; Actinopteri; Pleuronectiformes; Pleuronectidae. The record is from RefSeq and is a predicted model, not a curated record.